Messenger RNA from Fulvia fulva, 234 nucleotides. RefSeq lists its product as uncharacterized. The record is from RefSeq and is a predicted model, not a curated record. NCBI's taxonomy places the organism in Eukaryota, Fungi, Ascomycota, Dothideomycetes, Mycosphaerellales, Mycosphaerellaceae. The transcript has a single exon. Bases 1 to 234 code for a protein of 77 amino acids.
AUGUACCCUUCAAAGCUUUCUUAUCGCAAGGAUCAUAAACCACCAUCUCUGCUACAUUGCAACAUCUCUCGUCUCGAUAAAAACACACUGGCUAACCGACAACUCCUGCAGAAGAACGUGAAGGCCCCGGAUGAUGUCUGCAACAUCUCCCUGGGGGACAAAGAGCACAAGUCCGAGGCCCGCAAGAGAAAGAGAAGCGGGUACGAAUGUAAGGAGGAGGAAGAGAAGGACUAA